This is a messenger RNA of Orbilia oligospora ATCC 24927, 2394 nucleotides long. RefSeq lists its product as uncharacterized. Gene Ontology annotation, biological process: protein targeting to vacuole; protein transport to vacuole involved in ubiquitin-dependent protein catabolic process via the multivesicular body sorting pathway. NCBI's taxonomy places the organism in Eukaryota, Fungi, Ascomycota, Orbiliomycetes, Orbiliales, Orbiliaceae. The transcript is spliced from 5 exons. Gene Ontology annotation, molecular function: metal ion binding; phosphatidylinositol-3-phosphate binding; ubiquitin binding. Gene Ontology annotation, cellular component: ESCRT-0 complex. The coding region runs from base 1 to 2394 and encodes 797 amino acids. The record is from RefSeq and is a predicted model, not a curated record.
AUGGCGGGGUGGUUUGGGUCCGGCACAACGGCCUUCGAUGAACAGAUCGAGAAGGCCACCUCCUCCGCUCUGGAGGAUAUGGCGGCAAACCUCGAAAUAUGCGACCUCAUCAGAAGCAAACAGGUUGCCCCCAAGGAAGCCAUGCGCUCUCUCAAACGGAGGAUAGGCAACAAGAAUCCAAACAUCCAGCUCGCUGCUUUGCAGUUGACGGACGCCUGCGUGAAGAACGGAGGAUCCCACUUUCUGCAGGAAAUCGCCUCCAGGGAGUUCAUCGACAACCUCGUCUCGCUCAUGAACGCCUCCGCUCAACCCCUUAACCUCGACGUCAAAUUUAAAAUCCUCGAACUAAUCCAAGGCUGGACGAUCGCUUUUGAAGGCCAACCUUCCCUAUCUCACGUCGGCGAGACCUAUCGUCUACUCAAAGCCGAUGGCUACCAGUUUCCUCCCCCGCCCUCUCAGAUUUCUAAGGCCUUCGUCGACUCUUCUGCUCCGCCGGAAUGGGCGGACUCGGAUGUCUGCCUCGGGUGCCGGAACUCCUUUACUAUGAUGAACCGCAAACAUCACUGCCGAAACUGUGGAAACGUCUUCUGCGGUACAUGUUCCUCGAAAACGCUACCCCUCGUACAUAUCGGAAUACCUCAGGCAGUUAGGGUCUGUGAUGGCUGCCAUAACAAGCUCACCCGAAAAGAAAUAUCCAAACCCAUCCUGCAUCAGCAGCAGCACCACCAUCAGCAAAUCCAAGGCCGUAACUAUUCCGGACCAGGAUACAUGCAGCCCAGAGAUGCCCGUGUUCAAGAUGAAAGCGGUUUCGACGCCGACCUUAGGAUGGCUCUCAAGAUGUCUGAAGAAGAAGCUCGUGGUGGGAAAGGUAGCUCUGGUUACGUCUCCCAGUCUCAGUUAAAAGCCAUGGGCGAGAAUAACAAGCAAUCCGACACCAAAGCCUCUUCCUCGGCGCCCCAGCCAAAGCAGCAGACCGAGGAGGAAGAAGACGACGAAUUAAAAGCAGCUAUCGCUGCCUCGCUCGCCGAUAUGGAAGAGCAAAAGAAGAAAUCUGCUUGGAAUAACCCUGCUGCUGCCGCUAGCGCCCAACCUGCGACCGUUGCCGCUGUACGACCAGACUACGAACUUUCUCCGACAGAGGCUGAGAACAUCAACCUAUUUUCCACGCUGGUCCAUAAGUUGCAAAGCCAGCCCCCUGGAACAAUUCUCCGGGAGCCUGCGAUUCAGGAACUAUACGAGAGUAUUGGAAAGUUAAGACCCAAACUGGCUAGAACGUUCGGGGAGACCAUGAGUAAAUAUGAGGCGCUCUGUGACUUGCAUGCGAAACUUGCAACGGUGGUACGGUACUACGAUAAGAUGCUAGAAGACCGGUUAUCAUAUACCUACUCCCGUCAUGGUCUCGGAAACACAUCCUACGCCGCCCGACCAUCUUAUGCAAAUGUUCCUCAAAACGCCGAAAGCUUCUACGGCGCACAGUUCUCUACCCCGGCCCCAGUUGAGACCCCUUACUCCCGGCCGCAAUCCACAUAUCAAGUUCUGCCAUCACAACGGCAAUCACAAUACCAGCCUACGCCGCCCGUACAGUAUGCACAACCGACAGGUGUAACAUCCCAAGAGUCCCAGAAAUACAACAUGUACCCCUCGAUGCCAUCACAGCAGCAGCAGCAGCAACCGCCUGGCGCUUACCCCUCUUUGACCUCCCCACCUCCUCAGCAACAACAGGCAUAUCCGCCUCAAAUACCAAAUGGCCAGUCUGCAUCGACUCCACAGGUUCAAGAGCGACAGCCCAAUCAAACUCCGCAAUCGGACUAUCCGCCCUCCGCAUACUCUUCCAUACCCCCCCAAACCCCGCGAACAGAGUAUGCACCACCUCAACAGCUUCCACAACAGCCUACAGGACCCUCACAGCCAUCUGAAUCACAAAUGAAAUCCACGCAGUCAUAUCCACCCCAGGAUCCUUAUCAACAAUACCAAGCCCCUCAGCAGUUACCACAGUCCCAACCCUCAUACCCCCCUCAAGAACAAUCGCAGCAACCACAACCACCACAGCAGCAGCAGCAGCAGUAUUGGCAAUAUUCUCAACAUCAGCAGCCCGCGCAAGAAGCAACAUCUACACCCUCCUAUCCGCCACAGUCGGUCAAUUCACCACCCGCACAACAAUGGCAGCCACCGCCACAGACACAAGCGCCACAGAACCAACCCCUGCAGCAGCAACCACAGACACAGGUGCAAGAAUCGGUAUCAACCGAUUUUUACAAUUCAUACCCCCCUCAGCCGCAGCAGCAGCAGCAGGUACCCCCGCAUGCGUAUUACCAACCACCAGCGCAGAAACCAAUAGAACAGCAGCCAGUGCAUUCGCCACCUGUCGUAGCGGAGAAUUUGAUUGAUCUAUAG